This is a messenger RNA of Cucurbita pepo subsp. pepo (vegetable marrow), 1400 nucleotides long. RefSeq lists its product as uncharacterized. Lineage: Eukaryota; Viridiplantae; Streptophyta; Magnoliopsida; Cucurbitales; Cucurbitaceae. The record is from RefSeq and is a predicted model, not a curated record.
UCUGACUUAGCCGAUUGCCAUUUCCUAAAUUCUUCAACCGAUUUCUCUUUCUUUUUCCACAGGAGAUGUGGCUUUAAAGCUUCAAAUCACGCUCUCUCCACUAGUUUCUUCUUAUUUUUUCUGUCUCCACUCUUUUGGAUUUAACCCGUUUCGCCGAUUUCUCAAUCCCCAUUACGUCUUUUUUGAGUUUUAAUUGCCGUUUCGAUUCGAUUGAGGAGUUGGAAUUGGUUUAGGCGCCGACAAAUUUCUGGGUUUUCUUUUUCAUCUGGAAUUAAUAAUACCCUUUUCUCGAUUUGGAUUUUUGCCUUGAGUUGUUCGAUCUGAUUCGGGGUCUGAAUUGCUGGAUUUGAUUGAUUGAAUCGGGCAGUUUCGAUCGCAGUUCGGUUGGAAUUUGAUUUGAGAUGGUCUAUUUCCCAUACUCAAUCUCGGUCUGCAAGUCCGUUGACCAACCUACCGUCAUGGCGAGUUCAGUGAAUUUAUCCGAUCCAAGUUCCAAAUCAAGGAACAGGAAGAUGACUGUCUCAUCGACUUGUUCGAAAUUCCCCGUUUGUCAUAGGUCUCGAUCGGCCGUCAUCGAUGUUGUGAUUUUGAUCGCUGUGGUUGGUGCUUGUGGGGUUUUGUUAUUCCCCUAUAUGAAGCUUGUAAUCGUUGAAUUCCUUGAUAUUUUCGGCGCGAUUCUGUAUUUAAUGGGGGAGGAAGUCUCUCGUGCUCCUUGGAUUUAUGGAUCCAUUGGACUUAGCAUUUUCUGUGCUUCAUUAGCUGCCUGGGUUGUUUUAAUUUGCACGAACAGGAAAUGUGGAAAUCCUUAUUGCAAGGGUCUUCGAAAGGCAGCUGAAUUCGAUAUCCAAUUGGAGACAGAGGAGUGUGUGAAGAACUCUAGUCCAUUAGUUAAAAAUGGAGUGAAGAAAGGGCUGUUUGAAUUGCCCCGUGACCAUCACCGCGAAUUAGAAGCUGAACUUAAGAAGAUGGCACCUCCUAAUGGAAGAGCUGUGCUCAUAUUUCGAGCUAGAUGUGGCUGUUCUGUUGGUCGAUUGGAAGUUCCUGGGCCUAGGAAGCAGCUGAAGAAAAUCAAGAAAUAGUAGCAUCUAUAAUAUUGCUUGAAGCAUAUAGAUAGGAUAAUCAUCACAGGUAUACACAAUAUGCUGAGAAGAUUUUUCUUACUCUUGUGGAAAAUCAUGUCUCUAAAUAAGCUCAUGGCAGACAGGUGUAAGGAACAUAUACAGUUUUUAAUUAGGGAAUAUACAACCCUUGUUGCAUCACCUUCAUAUGUUCUCCUAGAUCUAUAUUUCUUAGUAUGAUUUAAUUACACUUUCAGGGAAAUAUAUGCAUGUUAGUACAGAUCAACAUAGUAUUACCUUCAAGAUUAUUAGUUAAAUGCAAGCUUGAAAUUCUGGUAUUCA